This is a messenger RNA of Perca fluviatilis (European perch), 6308 nucleotides long. RefSeq names its product tyrosine-protein kinase receptor UFO. Gene Ontology annotation, cellular component: signaling receptor complex. The transcript has 19 exons. Gene Ontology annotation, biological process: cell surface receptor protein tyrosine kinase signaling pathway; negative regulation of apoptotic process; positive regulation of phosphatidylinositol 3-kinase/protein kinase B signal transduction. NCBI's taxonomy places the organism in Eukaryota, Metazoa, Chordata, Actinopteri, Perciformes, Percidae. The coding region runs from base 470 to 3283 and encodes 937 amino acids. The record is from RefSeq and is a predicted model, not a curated record. Gene Ontology annotation, molecular function: transmembrane receptor protein tyrosine kinase activity; ATP binding; protein binding.
AAUCCUGUUUGAAGGGGGAGAGGGAAAAGAAAAAGCCAGGGGAAUGUCUGAGGGAGUCUGAGGGAACCGGUGGGCAGGAGAGAGACUUUUGACGAAAGGCUGCAGCAAACACUGGUUUAAAAAUACUCCCUCAGUUGCUAGAAAUAGACUUGGACAAGUUAAUCAGCGGCCGUAAAGUUUGGUGCGCCUUUCUUUGCGCGUUUUGUGGGUAAUUGGGAAAGUUUGGUGGUAUUGGGAUCAACCAAAACAACAGCGUUUAAGGAGAAAAGCAACAGGACUUUUAAGCAGAGCGGAGAUUAUUUCUUUUUUACACUCUGUCUAGUAAAAAAAAAAAAAAAGGGAACAGAAACGAAGGGUUCCGGUUUUAUUUGGUCUCAUCUGUGGAUAAUCACACUUUCAGCAUCUACCGGAGUCAGAAAAACUUUUUCACCGCACAACUUUGGAUCUUUGGAGCUGUUGAGAUGCGGUGAUGGAGUCCGGUGGUGUUCCCAAGAUGACUGCUCUUCUUAUGAAGCACAUUUUCAGAGGUGAUCUCCUUUCAAGAAGAACCAUGAGCGGGUCUAAAUGGUCGUUUUUUAUCGUCACCGUCUUUUUUUCCGCUUGGAGGCCAGUAACCGCCGGCAUACUGACAGAUUUGGAGUUUGAGCGGAGUCCCAAUACUGUCAUCUCCUCGCUGGGCAAACCUGUUACGAUGCAUUGCACCCUGAAGGGUACGGGGGGCGAGGAAGAAGACCCCCCUGAUGUGGUCUGGCUGAGAGACGGUGUGCCACUUCAGUACGCAGACACCAACCAGUUCCAAGUCCACACUGGCAGCAACAGUUGGACGGUCAAGAGCACGCUCAGUAUUGAAAAGGUCCAGCUUCCCGACAUGGGCUCCUAUCGAUGUGCUGUUCUGUCAGAAAGCCACCAGACUAUGUCUGAGGAGGGGAGCAUUCUGCUGGAGGGCCUUCCUCAUUUCUCUGUGGAGCCCCAGCACAUGUCUAUAGUGGCCAACAUAUCACUGAGCCUGAGCUGUGUGGCCCACGGACCUCCAGAGCCAGUCAGGGUCAUCUGGCUGCAGGACGGUGCUCAGCUCAACUCCCUCAAAGACCCGGUGGCUCUGUCACCCUCCACGCUCAACCUCACAGGUCUGAACAGGACCAGCACUUUUUCUUGCGAGGCCCAUAACCGCAAAGGUGUGGCCACCUCAGGAUCUGGUACCAUCACUGUUCUCCCAUCCAAGCCUCAGAAUCUGAGAGCUCUAGAGACCACUCCGUACAGUCUCCAUAUAUCAUGGCAGCCUGGUUUUGGAGGAGACUACCCAAUAAUGCGUUGCUCUGUUCAGGCCAAACAUUCAGGAGAUUCCUUCCCAGAAGGCCCAGAUAAGCUGAUCCACAACCAGAAUGUGAACAUCCCACCAGCCUCGCACCUCAUCGGGGACCUGGAGCCCCACAGCCUCUAUGCUGUCAGGGUGGCCUGUCACAGCAGCCAGGGCCCAUCUGAUUGGUCGCCCUGGGUGGAGCUACGCACCAAAGAAGGAGUGCCAGAAAACCCACCUGUGAACGUGAGCGCGGUGCUAAAUGGGACUGAGGUGCUGGUGACGUGGGAGGGACCUCCAGGGAAGCUGAAUGGAGAACUACAAGGCUACGUGGUGGAGUACAGCACACCUGCCGCACAGCAGUACGUUGUGAACACUGGAUUGGACACCGAGCUCUCAAUCAAUCUGUCUGUCCCCCUGUCCAAUGUGUCUUUUCGAGUGUGUGCCUAUACAGGGGCGGGGCCAGGACCCUGGACCCCCACUCAGACCCUGACACUUAUUGCUCCUGGUCCUUCAUCGCCCCCGGCCUUUUCCUGGCACUGGUGGUAUGUGGUGAUGGCCAUUGCCGGCGCCGUGUCCAUAGCUGUGCUCAUGGCUGUUUAUGUGGCCAAGCUGCGGCGUAAGGAGACGCGCUUUGGAGAGGCGUUUGAACCCAUGAUGGAGAGCGGAGAGCUGGUGGUCAGGUAUCGCGCUCGCCGCACCUACAGCCGCAGGACUACAGAAGCAACAUUGAACAGUCUGGGCAUCAGUGACGAGCUGAAGCAGAAGCUCCAAGACGUGAUGGUGGACAGACAUAAACUAACCCUGGGAAAGACCCUGGGAGAAGGGGAGUUUGGCUCUGUGAUGGAAGGCCUGCUGACUCAGGAGGAGUCUGCUCUCAAAGUUGCUGUCAAGACUAUGAAGAUUGCCAUCUGUACCCGCUCAGAGAUGGAAGAUUUUCUCCGUGAAGCUGCCUGCAUGAAAGAGUUUGACCACCGCAAUGUCAUGAGGCUUCUAGGUGUGUGUCUGCAGACUGUGGAGAGUGAAGGUUACCCCUCCCCGGUGGUCAUUCUGCCCUAUAUGAAACACGGAGACCUGCACAGCUAUCUGCUAUACUCAAGGCUGGGAGACUCUCCUGUGUACCUCCCGUCUCAAAUGCUGGUAAAGUUUAUGACUGAUAUUGCCCGAGGGAUGGAGUACCUCAGCAAUAAGAACUUCAUCCACAGAGACCUUGCCGCCCGCAACUGCAUGCUGAACGAGAACAUGAACGUAUGUGUGGCCGACUUUGGCCUCUCCAAGAAGAUCUACAACGGAGACUACUACAGGCAGGGGCGAAUCUCAAAGAUGCCCGUCAAAUGGAUCGCUAUCGAGAGCUUGGCUGAUCGCGUCUACACCACCAAAAGUGACGUGUGGUCGUUUGGAGUCACAAUGUGGGAGAUCGCCACGCGGGGCCAGACUCCGUACCCUGGGGUCGAAAACAGUGAGAUAUAUGAUUACUUGAGACAAGGAAACCGUCUCAAACAGCCUCCAGACUGUCUGGACAGCAUCUACUCCCUGAUGUUCUCCUGCUGGCUGCUGAGCCCCAAGGAUCGCCCAUCAUUUGAGUCCCUGCGCUGUGAGCUGGAAAAAGCCCUUGAGGAUCUGCCGGACACCCAGGACCCAGACGAGAUCUUGUACGUCAACAUGGACGAGUCUUCCAUGGAGCUAGGGGCCGUUGGUGGCCGUGACCCCAUUGGGGUGCCGUCCCCUCUCUGCCUGAAGGCCCUGGACUCUGUGACCACAGUGGAGGUCCACCACCCCAACCGCUACGUCCUCUGUCCCCAACACGAGACCAACCGAGCCCUCUCGGACUCCCUGGAGAGCCUGGACAUGCCGGUGUCGUCAUCCGCAGCUACGCUGCCUCUACAACCAUCCUGCCACUCCACUCCCAACCCCACACCAGCUCCCACCCCAACUGUUGAGCUGCUGGAGGACAGGGAAGGGUCCAGAAAAAUGCCCUGGCAGUGAUGCCUUCACUUUUUUUUUUUUAAAUGGCAAGACUUUUCACUGCCAAAGUGUGCCAUCCUUUAUCCCCAGUCCAAGAAUGAGAUCCAGCCUCUUGCUACUGACUACAUCAUAUCUACAUACAUAUUUUGCACAAAUUCACACACACACACAGCCGAAGGCAUUCCAAGGAAGUGAAGGAUUUGGAUUCUCUCCUUUGUCAACCCUUUUCUCUUCUGAAAUGAGCACGUUUCCAAGUGAGUGUAAAGGCUAUUGUGUGAUUAGUGUAGCAGGAGGAACACUGUUACCAACGAUAGACAGUGGGUGAAGAAGUUUAGAGCACGUUGCCCUCAUACACUGCAGCACAAUCAGAGAAUCUAAUUCCAAGUCCAUAUAGCAAUAAAAUACCAUAACUACCUGUAUACAACAGAUCGACCCCCUUUACACGACUAAGCUAAACAAUCUCAGUGAAACCAGCUUAGACACUGCCAGGCUGAAUCUACAACCAAACAAACUCAGGAGCUUGAAGUUGCGAGUAAAGGGCUAACAUGGAGGACUCGCACCAGCUGAGACAAUGCUCCUCUGACAGAAAAACCUCACCCAUCUGAAGUCCCUGCUCCUGUGCAGAAAUAACCUGAGGACAGUUGGGAAAGAAAGAAAAAAAAUCUGUAGCAGUGCCUCUUUCACUGAAGGUAUCGUCUGAUGAAGACGACUAGCUGCUUUAUGGUUAUACUGAUACAGUUUAUGAAGGACAAUAAGACGAGUUAAAACUAAGAUCGCCGAAAAGGAUGGGCUUUUUAAUUAUUUUUUUUUAGCUUUGAGCAGUGGUUUUGACAAAUGUUGAUCUUGACAAAUGUCUUUUAUAAUGUUAGAAUUUUCUUUCCCCACAGAAACCGUUCAACUAAAGUUCACCUUACCUGAAAGUUAGAAGACUUUUACCCUAUAACAACAGAAUAUGAAUGCCAUUUGAAUUUAACAACUAAAGAAUUAAAAGAGACCAAAAUUUGCAGAGAAAAUGAAAUGACACUGCAGGCUUUAGAUCAUUUCAUGUGAAGUCGUUUUGAAUGAAGAAACUCCAUCUUAUUGAUCCUUCGUACGCUAGCCUAAUGUAGCGCUCUAACAACCCCUGCAUCCUCUCGAGUGGUCGUACUGCUAGUUGUGCAUUAAGCACCAUGAGCCAUUUACAGUUCACACAAGGCAUCUCUUUCCUCACUAACAGGUAAGACACCUGUGAAAAUCCUGAACAACAAUAAUAACUCAGGAAACUGGAGACUUUGCUCAACAGUGACAGAGGUACUGGUCAAAUCAAGAGGGUACAAAUAAUCAGAGGCAGGUGGAUGGACUGAGGGUAGGUACGGACAUGAUGGAGUUACCCGAGGCAGAUAAGCUCCUCACCUUUGCGUUUGGCUCAAGCACAGUGUUAUUACACAUUUUGUAAAAAAAAAAAAGAAAAAAUGAUGCUGAUUUCUUUUUUCUACAACUUUGCACUAAUGUUUUUUUUUUAUAUCAUUGUAUGUUUGUUUAUAAUUUGUAUAUCUUUUACGCUUUUUCAUUUUGUUUUCUAAUUACUUUCUCUCUAAUAAGAAUCUGUCCACAUGUAACAACUUGAAUAUUCAUAAAGGCAGAGAACAUAGCCUGUGAAAUCAUUGCAGGGCAUCCAGUGGAGGAGUGUUUUCCAUAAAUGAGCAAAGAGACUGGGAAUCAUGACUAACCUCGUCAUCUGACAUCAUCCUGCCACACUCUUAUUCUGGGAUAUUUUAGUUACUUGAGGUUUAGCACUAAAAAUAGAAGUCUGGUACCAGCAGAAUUAAGGAGGAGACAGAAAACAAAGUGCGUGUUCAUCGAAACCUCUGCUUCGAGGUCACUAGCUGCAACUUUGCAUCAUGCAUGCACUUAUUUUUAUAUAUAUAUAUAUAUAUAUAUAUAUAUAUAUAUAUAUAUAUUUGCUUUAGUUCAUAAUUUUGUAUUUAGAAUGGACCAUAUUCCAACACACAUUUUGGGAGAACAUUUGUUGAAAUGAUGUGCUGUGUUUCUCAGAUGUAUGCAUCAAAGGUACUUAUAUAUGAAACAGUAUACAGUUAUCCUUUUUACCUGUAGCAUUACUGAAAUUCCUUGUUAAGAUGAAAUGUACAUUUCUUGCUAUACAUUUGGUACUGUAUGCUCAUUGACUGAUAGUCCUCCAUUGUUUGUGAACUACAGAAAGUGGUGCUGAGACCGAGGCACUCGUCUAAUUUGGUCUGUACAAAUAUUUUACCAAUUUGAAAGCAGAUAGAUACGGCAGCAGUGUUUAGGGUUGGGCAUCGUUUUGAUUUUAACAAUUCUGAUUCCAAUUCCGAUUCUUCCUUUCGAUUCAGGUUCUUAUCGAUUCUCGAUUCCGAUUCUUUGAGGGGUGGAGUUGAACUGACAUGCCUAUUUUCACAAAUAAGAGGAAAGUUUUAUUUUGAUUCAAUGGUGGUUUGUAGUUUUACAGGCCUUUUUCAUUGUAAAAUAAAGCCACACUAGAGCGCUGCUUUCUGUGCUCCAUGGCUGCGACACAACAAGCGCCUGGCCGUUACGGAAACCAAAACUUGCGCAUGUUAAAUUGGGAAGUGGUGAUCGGAUUUGAAACCAAGUCCUCUAAACGAUUCCAAAGGAUUCCAAUAAAGAAACGAUUCUACUGGAAUCGUAAUUUUUUAAAUGAUUCCAAGUAAGAAUCGAUUCUCCAUGCCCAAUCCUGUUACACCAACUAGUGUGUUUGAAACAUUUUGGUCUUUGGACAAAAAGAAAAACUGAUCCUCCGAGCGGAUUCCAGCAAGAACUGAAUCUCCUUCUUCGUGAUUACAGUCAGUUCAGCCUUAAAUCUUGACCUUCAGUGCCUUCAGAGAGCCAGUAUUUUGCAUUACAGUAAAUGUGUGUGUGGAUUGUGAUUCUCCUGAUGUGUUGAAUUGGGAGAAGACUGUACUAUAAUUGUCUUUAUAUUGUCAUGAUUUGUAAACAAAGUUUUAUACAGUACCUGCAGUAUUUUGUAUAAGAAAUAAAUGUGUUCAUUGUGAAUGAGCUCUCCUCCUGA